AUGGACACCAAUUCAGUUCAAGCUCAAUCUCCAGCUACCCCAAUAUACAUCCUUCGUGGACAUGCUUCUCCCAUUCAUGCCCUGCACAUCUACAGCCAGAAUUUACGGCUUGUAUCCGGCGACGCUAAUGGCUGGAUCGUUGUUUGGGACCUGGUCACCAAACGCCCUGUGACGACAUGGAAGGCCCACGAGGGAGCCAUUUUGGAGGCCAGAGGCUUUGAUGUUGGCUCAGGUGCAACUGAGAUUUACACACAUGGCCGCGACCACAAACUAUGUGUGUGGAAGCUUCGACCAGAGGAUGAAUCUUUCCUCGAUAAAACGCUUCCAGUGGAUGCGACGGAGACCGCACUGGCAGGAAGUAAAACCCAGCCGUGGUUACUCCAUUCCUUGCCUGUGAAUGCGCUCAAUUUCUGCGCAUUCUCAAUGGCAUUUGUGAAUUCAGAUGGGCUUCCUGCGCUUCCAUCCCAAUCUGGAAAACCAGAGAACAUUCUCUUCGCAGUACCCAAUGCCUUGGACUCUGGUGGAGUCGAUAUCUUCCACCUACCAUCUGAGCGCAGAAUCAGUACUAUUCCUUCUGAUCAACCGACCAAAACGGGGAUGUUAAUGGCUGUGAAUAUCAUGGUGUCACCUUCUGGGGAGCUCUACAUCGCCUCUGCAUAUGAAGAUGGCCACGUAAUGGUCUUCGUUCAUCGUGAAGCUCUCAAAUCGGCCAGUCUUGAGCGUGAGUAUAUAAGCAACAACCCUUUGAAAUGGGACAAGCUUUAUGCUGGUCGCCCUCAUUCCCAGCCGGUUCUUUCUUUAGAUGUCGCCCCUUCCCAUGGGUACUUCAUCUCUUCUUCUGCGGAUGCUCUGAUCGUCAAGCAUCCCAUCCCCAGCAUAGGGUCUACGGGUUAUAUCCCUACCGCUGGCUACAAAGAAGAAUCCCCCUUGAAGAUUGUCAACACCAAACAUUCGGGCCAGCAAGGUCUACGGAUCCGAUCGGAUGGGAAGAUAUUUGCUACUGCUGGCUGGGACAGCAGGAUCCGGGUGUACUCCGGCAAAACCAUGAAGGAGCUGGCUGUGCUGAAGUGGCAUAAGGAUGGUUGUUAUUCUGUAGCGCUCGGGGAAAUUGAAAGCAUGUCUUCGUUGGUGUCAUCAUCGGCUGAGUCUGCAAAACAAGAACCCCGAGACACAGACCAGUGCGCAGCAGGAGAGACCGCCGUCGACGGACGCGAUUACUCCCUUGCAACAGUGCAGCAACAACGGAAUCAAAAAGUACAACGAACUCAUUGGCUAGCGGCUGGGUCUAAGGACGGGAAGAUUUCAUUAUGGGAUAUCUACUGA
Messenger RNA from Penicillium verrucosum, 1323 nucleotides. RefSeq names its product WD40 repeat domain-containing protein. The record is from RefSeq and is a predicted model, not a curated record. The coding region runs from base 1 to 1323 and encodes 440 amino acids. NCBI's taxonomy places the organism in Eukaryota, Fungi, Ascomycota, Eurotiomycetes, Eurotiales, Aspergillaceae. The transcript is spliced from 2 exons. Gene Ontology annotation, molecular function: protein binding.